AUGGGCUGUGAGGAUGCUCGGUCAGUGGUCACGGAUCUGACCAUAAGCUUCUGGUCUCCGACCGAUAAUCCUUCCACCUGCGCGUUAGACCAACAGAGAUGGCACCGCAUAGAGAAGGAACUCUUCCUGCACACAGCUCAACAGAGCGCGUGGCUGCAUAUAGCGCAGGCAAAAGAGAAAGAGCUUACUACUGACAACUUUGUGGUUACGGAUAUCCGGGUUGGCAAGCUGCAUCCCAGCAUCGGCUCAGAUAACUCAUGGAAGAGUCGACCUGGAGGCAUCUGGGUGUUAAGAAGUAAAUACACUGGCGAAUGUCACCAGACUGUGACGGGUGUGGACGUUCUUUUUGGUGUGGAUGCUGUUGACCCACGACCGCAAUGGGCUCUCAUACGACCGCCGCUCCAGCUGAACGCUCCUUCGGAGGUGCCAGUAGCAAGUUUAAGCGUACGACACGGCAGGGCCAAGCUGAGACCAGAUAGCCCUCUGACGGCUUUAAGGGCCAGGGAGGACGGCAAAUUCAAGAUUGUCCAGAUCUCCGACACUCACAUGGUGACUGGUGUCGGGGUGUGCAAAGAUGCUAUUGAUGCCCAUGGGCAACCCCUGCCUGAAAGUGAGGCUGACCCACUCACCAUCGACUUUCUUGGAGGAAUCUUGGAUGUUGAGAAGCCAGACCUUGUGAUUCUCACUGGAGAUCAACUGCACCACGACAUUCUUGACAGCCAAUCUGCCCUGUUCAAGGUGGUUGCUCCUUUGAUCGAGCGUUCAAUCCCAUAUGCAGCCGUCUUUGGCAAUCAUGACAGCGAGGGUGCUUACACAUUAUCACGCACGGCACAGAUGUCAAUACUUCAGGAUCUACCUUUUAGCUUCUGCCAGUCAGGUCCAGAGCAGGUCGACGGCGUAGGCAACUACUACCUUCAGGUCUUCGCUCAUGCGUCGUCACAGGUUCCAUUAUCAACUUUAUAUUUCGUGGACUCCCACGAGCAAAUACCGAGUAAGAUACAAAAUCCAGACUACGGCUGGAUUACGCAAAGCCAAAUCGAUUGGUUCACAUGCACUUCCCAAGCCCUGCGAAAGGCGCGUGAGAAGGAUGACAACCACCACAACCGCUUCCAUCUGUCUCUGGCUUUCAUGCAUAUCCCUCUUCCCGAGUACGGAGACAGCGAUCUUAUAGUAAGGGGCGGCCACCGGAGAGAACCGACCAAGGGUCCAAGCUUCAAUUUGCACUUUUACAAUGCUUUGGCCGAAGAAGGUAUAGCAGCAGUAGGCUGCGGGCACGAUCACGUGAAUGACUUUUGCGGUCUGCGGCCACAACAGACGCAUAAAGAGUUGAAGCAAGAUGGCAACAAACCCCCUCAGCUCGGUCCCUGGCUGUGCUACGGAGGUGGCAGUGGAUUCGGAGGGUAUGGUUCGUACGGCGAGAAGCGAUAUCACCGGCGAAUGCGGGUUUGGGAAAUCGAUACGAGCAUCGGGGCCAUAAAGACUUGGAAGCGGGUCGAAUAUUCCAAGGAGAGAAUUGAUGAGCUGGUACUCGUCGAGAACGGCGCGGUGGUCACCUCCCCUUACGAUACAGAUGGAUGCACAAGUGACAUAGCUGCUCAGGCCGUGUUGUGA
Messenger RNA from Endocarpon pusillum Z07020, 1611 nucleotides. RefSeq lists its product as uncharacterized. The record is from RefSeq and is a predicted model, not a curated record. Bases 1 to 1611 code for a protein of 536 amino acids. The transcript has 2 exons. NCBI's taxonomy places the organism in Eukaryota, Fungi, Ascomycota, Eurotiomycetes, Verrucariales, Verrucariaceae. Gene Ontology annotation, cellular component: cytoplasm. Gene Ontology annotation, molecular function: phosphoprotein phosphatase activity.